Notothenia coriiceps (black rockcod) is the source of this 3130-nucleotide messenger RNA. RefSeq names its product DnaJ (Hsp40) homolog, subfamily C, member 18 (gene dnajc18). Gene Ontology annotation, molecular function: Hsp70 protein binding. The record is from RefSeq and is a predicted model, not a curated record. Gene Ontology annotation, cellular component: endoplasmic reticulum membrane. NCBI's taxonomy places the organism in Eukaryota, Metazoa, Chordata, Actinopteri, Perciformes, Nototheniidae. Bases 359 to 1531 code for a protein of 390 amino acids. Gene Ontology annotation, biological process: cellular response to misfolded protein. The transcript has 8 exons.
UCUUGCCUCCACCUCUUGUCCAUCACAGCUCAGUGGGUCCAGAGAUACAUUUAACAGGGUGGCCUGCUAAACACCGCUUAAUAAAAACAGACAGCAAAACAGUGCAUUUGUUACCUUUAUCUUUUAAAAUAAUGGCCCAGCUGCAGGCCUGUUUGCAGCCGAACAACAGCCGUCUGCAGACCGGAUAGUGCGGAGGACUUCUGAGUGACUGCACCUCUUACGCAGCUGCCUGACACCAAAGCUAAUCGGCUAUCUCUCGUUAGCUGCAGCGGGUCGCUUUACCAUAUGAUAUUGACUCUCGGUGCCCAGGGACAGACCUCUAGAGACAGCGAUUGAUUCAGCAGAAUAAUACGUUGCAAUGGACAAAGCAGAAGCAGACCGGCUGAUAGAGAAGGCGAAGCUGUGUUUACGGUCAGGACGGAAAGAUCGGGCUCUGCAGCUGCUCUAUGAAGCCCAGAAUAUUUACCCCAGCACCCGGGCCAGAGUGCUAAUAGACGCCAUAGUGAGGAAUGGAGGCACCGCUGCUCCACAAUCAAACCACGUUCCCCCGCCAGCCGGCUGGAGAGACGAGGAACUUAGAGACGAGGAACCAAGUCAUGCGAGUGUUGAUGACAAGAAAAGCUACAGCGAGGACCAGCGCCAGGGCGUUCUCAGGAUAAAGAAUUGCAAGGACUUUUACGAAAUUCUCGGUGUUACCAAAAAUGCCAGUGAUGAGGAUUUGAAGAAGGCGUACAGGAAGCUGGCCCUCAAAUUUCACCCCGACAAGAACUUUGCUCCAGGAGCUACGGAUGCUUUCAAAGCAAUAGGCAACGCAUAUGCAGUGCUGAGCAAUCCAGAGAAGAGGCAGCAGUACGAUCAAUACGGAGAUCAAUCUGCUGCUUCCAGCGCACCCCAACCCUCCAGCCACAGUCGCCAUGGAUACUACCGAAGCUUCAACAGAGACUUCGAGGCCGACAUUUCCCCCGAGGAACUCUUCAAUAUUUUCUUUGGGGGAAGAUUUCCCACAGGAAAUAUCCACAUGUACACCAACCAGGGCGCCUCCUACUCUCAGUUCUAUCAGCCUCGUCGUCGACGUGCUUUUGAGAGGCGCGAGGAGGUGGUGGUGGAGGAGAACCAGAGUCAGAACACCUUCACAGCGCUGCUGCAGCUCCUCCCUGUGCUGGUGCUAAUCCUCAUAUCAGUGUUUACUCAGAUGAUGGCCAUUAACCCGGCCUUCAGUCUCUUCUAUAAGCCGGCCAUCGGGCUGGUGGUCUCCAGGGAAACGCAGCACAUGGGCGUGCCGUACUACGUGGACAAAAGUUUUGACAAAGAGUACAGAGGAGCGGGGCUGGAUGAACUAGAGAAAACUAUCGAGAACGACUAUAUCGAGCACCUGCAGAACAGCUGCUGGAAAGAGAAACAGCAGAAAUCCGACCUGGCGAACCUCGGGCAGCUGUACCGAGACGAGCGGUUAAAGCAGAAGGCGGAGUCGAUGAGGCUGGACAACUGUGACAAACUCCAUCGAUUGGUCGGGCAUCAGAGAGCCAAUUGAGGACUGUUUGAGAGGAGAACGUGUUUCUUUGCAGACUUUACAAUAACACAUUUUAUCCAGAUGUGUGAUUUUAAUCUGGCCACUUUGUAAAGAAACCUCUUUUAGGUACAGCGCAGUCGGUGGGAGAUUAUGCCACUGGAAACAAUGUGCCUUCUCUCCUCUUUGAUGGUAGAAAAUAAGAGUUGCAUCAGGUGCAAACUCACUGUGGCAGUGUGAUGAUGUCUCGGAGCCUUUAAACUUUCUUAUAGAAAUGGCAUGACGCACAUAUGGGAGUCUCCUUUUGGGGUUAUGAAGGCAGUAGUAUGUUCACACGUACAUGUUUUAUUUGUUUAGGUUUACUUGUAUUUAUUUUGUUGAAUGUUUUUGUGUCCUGGCUGAAAUUUUUGAAGUAUUUAUUUAUUAGUUAAUAGAGUGAAUGUUACUUGAGCAUCUUGGCUAAUCGGUUUUCUAUAGGAAGUUCAACAACUUAAAUAAUACUGUAGUCGUUGGACAAAGCUGAGAGCUUCUUUACUGUAAAGGAAAGGACUUAUUAUUUAUUAUUACAGACAAAUCAGAUUUAAAAAGGAGCUAUAAUGUGUUUAUCUAGGCGAUUUGAACUAAAUCAAUAAGCACAAUAGAGUCAAACAUGUAUCACUAGCACAUUUAUCUGAUUGAGUUAUCUUAAAAACAUGUCCUUGCCAAAAAUAAAUAGCUUCCAGCUCCCUGCAGUUCUGCUUGCAUUGGUCAUUAAGCUUCUGGUAUUCAGGAAGUUUCAGUAUUUCAGGUGAGGUUAAAGGGUGACUGUUAUGAAAAAAGAGGGCCAUGUUUUGAAGAAUACAUUUUGAUUUGAUUAGAUACAGGAAGCUCAAUAUCUGUAGAUAAGCUGGGCUUAAAUGUCAUGCAAUACCUCCAUUUCCUAAAACCGUGCACAAGCUUAAAUACUUCUGUUCUCAGACAAACAUCCGGCCCAUAUUUUAUAAAUAUUUUAUAAAUUCUGCACCUUUUCAUUUAUACAGAUGUUUUAUAAAGAAGAAUCGUUUUGUUUAAAAAAAAAAUGUAAUCUUAAAUCUAACCUACUUAACCGUUGAAAUCAUGUUUUGAAAUUCUACUAAUUAUCUGUGGACAUUAAUCGGCCUUCUUCCACAGCUAGGAAUCAGAACUUGUCAGAUCUUGUCAUGAGUAGGAUGCUAACUUUUACGAGUUGUUUCUUAAAUUUGUUUAUCAUCCCAACUACAUAUGAUUCAAACCCUGUACAGACAUUAACACUUGUUUCUGUUCACCGGCCAAACUGCCUUAGCUGUUACUUUACAAAUUAUUCAGGUUUAUUUCAAGCACUUUUCAGUUGAUAUUUGAUCCUGUGUUCCCUAUUGUUGCUGUUGCAUGAAACCCGUGUGAAUCUUUUAUUAGUUGCAUAUUUAUUUUUAUUGUGAACACAUCUUAAUGACAGCUGACACACUAAAUGAUAAUUUGUUAGAAUAUUCAGGUCCACACAGUAACUCACAAACAUGUAAAACCUUUGCCCUGACAUGCGGAGGUCAGGUUUUAGGUAGAACACUUGAGGAACACUAAAGAAACCAGUUUUAGGACAAAUAUACCUGACAAUUAAAGAUGUAAUCAGAA